UGUAUGGGAAAACGUCUUCCAGGAUCUACUGGGAAGAAGACGAGAGAGGUUCGCAGUCUCCGAUACAGCACCACCAUCACCAGCAAUCCGUCAAAGGGCAGUCACCGGAGGCGGAGCUUCCCCGGGUCAGCCUGUCGCGGCUGUCGUCCGCCACGGUCUCCUCUGUCUCGCCGUUGAGCCCUGGCCCGGGAUCCCCGUGGGCGUUAUCCCCCAUGCGCCGCUUCUCGUCCCCGUCUCCAACCCCGUCACUGAUGUAUCACUGUCUCGUCUCCCUGCAGCGCCAUGACGGCAACGUCUACUGCGUCGCUGUCUCUGGCGGCACAAUCUAUACGGGCUCCGACAGCGACCGCGUGCGGGUGUGGAAACAGCCGGACUGUGUGGAUCGGGGCAGCAUCCAGACCGGCCACGGCCGGAUCCGGUGCAUCCUCGCUCACGGUUCCACCCUCGUCACCACCCACAAGGACCACCGGGUCCGUAUCUGGGCCGUGCCCCCCGUCCCGGACCGACUGCGGUGCAAGAAGGUCGCCACCCUCCCGCCUAGGAUCUCCAGCCUCUUCCCCUUCCGCAAGCACCGAUACCAACGACACAUCGACACCAUCUCCUGCCUCGCCUUGCACCACGCCGAGGGCCUCCUCUACACCGGCUCCCUGGACCGGACGGUCAAGGCCUGGCGGCUGACGGAAAGGGCCUGCGUUGACUCCUUCGUGGCCCACGAUGACCAAGUAAGCGACAUUGUGGUCAACGAGCUCGACGGCUGCCUCUUCACCUCCUCCAUCGACGGCUCCGUGAAACUGUGGAGGAGAGUGUUCGGGGACAGCUCCCACGCGCUGAUGAUGGUGCUGCGGUUCCAGCCCUCGCCAGUAAACGCCCUGGCGCUGAGCCACUCGAGAGACACUUGCUUCCUCUACUCCGGCUCGUCCGACGGCUACGUAAACAUAUGGGAGAAGGAGGCGGUGUCGGGGCGGUACAACCACGGCGGCUUCCUCCAGGGCCACCGCUACGCCGUGCUCAGCCUGGUGGCGGUCAACCGGGUACUGCUCAGCGGCUCGGAGGAUACGACGAUAAGGGUGUGGAGGAGGGAGAAGGGGAGCGGGUUCCACAGGUGCCUGGCGGUGAUGGAGGGGCACCGGGGACCGGUCCGGUGCCUGGCGGCGAGCGUGGAGGUGGAGGGGAAGGGAAUCGGGAUGGGACUGCUGGUGUACAGCGCUAGCCUUGACAGGGUGGUAAAGGCGUGGAGGAUAAAGGUGCUGGCCGAGGACGACGACGACGAGGCGGUGACCGCCGUCGCCAACGACGAAUGCGGUGGCAGCGGUGUUGGGAAGGAGGCCACGGCGGAAUACGAGAUGAAUCCGGUGCUGUCACCGACGUGGGUGGAGUUGAAGCUGCAGAAGAGUUAUCCCUUCUAA
Musa acuminata subsp. malaccensis (wild Malaysian banana) is the source of this 1406-nucleotide messenger RNA. Its product is annotated as protein JINGUBANG-like. NCBI's taxonomy places the organism in Eukaryota, Viridiplantae, Streptophyta, Magnoliopsida, Zingiberales, Musaceae. The record is from RefSeq and is a predicted model, not a curated record. Gene Ontology annotation, molecular function: protein binding.